This is a messenger RNA of Raphanus sativus (radish), 4365 nucleotides long. Its product is annotated as probable phospholipid-transporting ATPase 5. Gene Ontology annotation, cellular component: plasma membrane. Bases 425 to 4114 code for a protein of 1229 amino acids. Gene Ontology annotation, biological process: phospholipid translocation. The record is from RefSeq and is a predicted model, not a curated record. The transcript has 9 exons. Gene Ontology annotation, molecular function: ATP binding; magnesium ion binding; ATP hydrolysis activity. Lineage: Eukaryota; Viridiplantae; Streptophyta; Magnoliopsida; Brassicales; Brassicaceae.
UAUAGCUGAAUAAAAAGAGAGAGAGAAGACGUAGAAGAAGAAGAAGCAGACCCGAAAGUACCUGCACUAGUUCAGAUUUGCAGUCCACCUUUGAUAUCAAUAAAAAGGAAAGAAAAAAAAACGAGUGAAAAUUUCAGACAUAGAUACAAGUCUCUGUCUUUCUUUUUUUUUCUUCCAGUCUCUCGAGAGAAAACAAAAGAAGAAAAAGACAGAAGAGAGAGAAAAGCUGCAAUAUUUUUUUUUUUAAAUUAGAAGUGCUAUCGUUCUUGAUCUACAUUGCCGACAAACUCUAGGUGGGGGGAAGAAUCAAGCUUCUUAGUUAGUUUGGGGUUGGGUCAUGUUAUCAACAGAAUCUGGGUUUUGAUUCAAAACAUGAAGCACUAAUCUCUGAUCCUCUGACACGCUAAGAGUGUUGAAAGAUAAGAUGCCUCGAGGUAGAACAAGAUCAAAGCUGCGACUAAGCAGUCUUUACACAUUCGGAUGCCUCACACCGACGAGCACGCUCGAAGGUGAAGAGGAGAAUCAAGGUCCAGGGUUCACCCGUACAGUAUUCUGCAACCAGCCCCACAUGCACAAGAAGAAGAAGCCUCUGAGAUACUGUUCCAACUACGUCUCCACCACACGUUACAACCUCAUAACCUUUUUCCCCAAGUCUCUCUACGAGCAGUUCCACCGCGCCGCCAAUCUCUACUUCCUCGUAGCCGCCAUCCUCUCCGUCUUCCCUCUCUCCCCGUUCAACAAAUGGAGCAUGAUCGCCCCCUUGGUCUUCGUCGUCGGCCUCAGCAUGAUGAAAGAGGCUCUCGAGGAUUGGCGCAGGUUCAUGCAGGACGUCAAGAUCAACGCCAGGAAGACGUCCGUUCACAAAGGUGGCGGCGUGUUUCGUCAGAAAAAGUGGAAGAGUGUUGGAGUCGGAGACGUCGUGAGAGUGGAGAAGGACGAGUUCUUCCCCGCCGAUCUGCUUCUCCUCUCCUCCAGCUACGAGGAUGGGAUCUGCUACGUCGAGACUAUGAACUUAGACGGCGAGACGAAUUUAAAAGUGAAGAGAUCUCUUGAAGCGACGAUGACGUUAGAGUCUUUCAACAACUUCACUGCCACGAUAAGAUGCGAGGAUCCAAACCCGAGUCUCUACACCUUCGUUGGGAAUCUUGACUAUCAUGGCCAAACGUUUCCUUUAGAUCCGAGUCAGAUUCUUUUACGAGACUCCAAGCUUAGAAACACAUCUUACGUCUACGGAGUUGUUAUCUUCACGGGACACGACACUAAAGUGAUGCAGAACUCAACCAAGUCUCCUUCCAAGAGAAGCAGGAUCGAGAGGACGAUGGACUACAUCAUCUACACGCUUCUGGUACUACUCAUCUUGAUCUCUUGCAUCAGCUCCUCAGGCUUCGCCUGGGAGACGGAGUUCCACAUGCCGAAGAUGUGGUACUUAAGACCAGACGCUCCCGAGGAUCUAACCAACCCUAUAAGUCCGGUUUACGCCGGUGUGGUCCAUCUCAUCACGGCUCUCUUGCUUUACGGAUACUUGAUACCGAUCUCUCUUUACGUCUCCAUAGAGGUUGUCAAAGUCUGGCAGGCGAGUUUUAUUAAUCAAGACUUGCGUAUGUACGAUGAUGAGAGUGGUGUACCCGCGCUCGCGCGGACGUCGAAUCUCAACGAGGAGCUUGGUCAGGUUCAUACCGUGCUUUCGGAUAAGACCGGGACGUUGACUUGUAACCAGAUGGAUUUCUUGAAAUGUUCUAUCGCUGGUGUUUCUUACGGUGUGCGGUCAAGCGAAGUGGAGCUCGCUGCUGCGAAGCAGAUGGCUGUGGAUCUCGAAGAGCAUGGAGAGAUAGCAAGUAGUACUCCUCAGUCUCAGACUAAAGUGUAUGGUACGUGGGACAGUAGCCGCACGCAUGAGAUAGAGACUGAAAGUGGUGGAGAUGGUGGUAACUAUAACAAUCCUAGAGUUCCUAUCAAAGGGUUUGGUUUUGAGGAUAACAGGCUGAUGAAUGGGAACUGGUUAAGAGAGUCACAACCAGAUGAUAUAUUGAAGUUCUUUCGCAUAUUAGCGGUUUGUCACACGGCGAUCCCUGAGCUGGACGAGGAGAGUGGUAAGUACACUUACGAAGCAGAGUCCCCUGACGAGGCUUCUUUUCUCGCUGCUGCUAGAGAGUUUGGUUUUGAGUUUUGCAAGAGAACUCAGUCAAGCGUGUUUGUCCGUGAGAGGUUUUCUUCUUCAGGGCAAGUCAUAGAAAGGGAGUAUAAAGUUCUGAAUCUGUUGGAGUUCACAAGCAAAAGAAAGAGAAUGUCUGUUAUUGUAAGGGAUGAGGAAGGACAGAUUCUUCUACUAUGCAAAGGAGCCGACAGCAUUAUCUUUGAUCGGUUGGCUAAGAAUGGGAAGACAUACUUGGGACCUACCACUAGACAUUUAACCGAGUAUGGAGAAGCUGGGCUUCGGACGCUUGCGCUUGCUUACAGAAAGCUUGAUGAAGAGGAAUACACAGAUUGGAACUCUGAGUUUCUCAAGGCCAAAACUUCAAUAGGUUCUGAUAGAGAUGAGCUGCUUGAGAAGGGUUCGGAUAUGAUUGAAAAAGAGCUUAUACUUGUAGGUGCUACUGCUGUGGAGGACAAGCUCCAGAAAGGGGUUCCUCAAUGCAUAGAUAAACUUGCUCAAGCUGGCCUCAAGCUAUGGGUUUUAACUGGAGACAAGAUGGAGACAGCAAUCAACAUUGGAUUUGCGUGUAGUUUACUUAGGCAAGGCAUGAGGCAGAUCUGCAUAACAUCAAUAAAUCCAGAUGGAGGAUCACAAGAUUCGAAAAGGGCUGUGAAAGAGAACAUAUUGAACCAGCUCACUAAAGCUGUACAAAUGGUGAAGCUAGAGAACGAUCCGCACGCUGCGUUUGCUUUGAUCAUCGACGGGAAGACUCUGACUUACGCAUUGGAGGACGAUAUGAAGUAUCAGUUCUUGGCCUUGGCAGUUGACUGUGCGUCAGUCAUCUGCUGCCGCGUGUCUCCCAAGCAAAAGGCUCUGGUGACGAGGUUGGUUAAAGAAGGAACCGGGAGAACCACGUUGGCGAUAGGUGACGGCGCAAACGAUGUUGGGAUGAUUCAAGAAGCUGAUAUCGGUGUAGGGAUCAGCGGCGUUGAAGGCAUGCAGGCUGUUAUGGCUAGUGACUUUUCCAUUGCGCAGUUUCGGUUCUUGGAACGAUUGCUCGUCGUCCAUGGACACUGGUGCUACAAAAGAAUAGCUCAAAUGAUAUGCUAUUUCUUCUACAAGAACAUAGCGUUUGGUCUCACUCUCUUCUACUUUGAGGCUUUCACCGGGUUUUCAGGACAAUCGGUGUACAACGACUACUACUUAUUGCUCUUCAACGUUGUCCUUACCUCAUUGCCAGUGAUUGCUCUUGGAGUCUUUGAACAGGAUGUUUCCUCAGAGAUCUGCUUACAAUUCCCUGCUUUAUACCAACAAGGCACAAAGAACCUCUUCUUUGAUUGGUCAAGAAUCCUCGGAUGGAUGUGCAACGGCGUCUACUCGUCUCUCGUCAUAUUCUUCCUCAACAUCGGAAUCAUUUACUCGCAAGCCUUCAGAGCAGGUGGCCAGACAGCUGACAUGGACGCUGUCGGCACGACAAUGUUCACUUGCAUCAUAUGGGCAGUCAACGUCCAGAUCGCGUUGACCAUGUCCCACUUCACUUGGAUCCAGCACGUUCUGAUAUGGGGAAGCAUCGGCUUCUGGUAUCUCUUCCUAGCACUCUACGGGAUGAUGCCUCCUAGCCUCUCCGGAAACAUCUACAGGAUCCUCGACGAGAUUCUUGCUCCCGCGCCUGUCUACUGGAUGGCUACCUUGCUGGUCACGGUAGCUGCGGUUCUUCCUUACGUCGCUCACAUUGCUUUCCAGAGGUUCUUGAAUCCGUUGGACCAUCACAUCAUACAGGAGAUCAAGUACUACAAGAGAGAUGUGGAGGACGCGAGGCUGUGGACGAGAGAGGGUACUAAAGCGAGAGAGAAGACCAAGAUUGGGUUCACGGCUAGAGUGGACGCAAAGAUCAGGCAUCUUAGGUCGAAACUGAACAAGAAACAGUCGAAUCUGUCGCAUUUUUCGGCUCAAGAUGCAAUGUCACCUAGAUCGUUGUAGCCCUGUAUAGUGUCCCAAUUCUCUGAUGCAUCAUUAGAGUUUUGGAGACAGGUCAAUUAGAGUGAGAUCAGUAUGUAAAGAGUAGUAGUUGCUGAUGGGUUUUUUUUCUUCUCUUUUUAUCUGUUGGCUUCAUUUUGUUUUUACAUGCUUUUGUUUCUUUUGUAUACUACUACUAUAUACUUAGGAUUUGUUUAUACUUGGGAGUUAGGACAGAAUGCAAAAACAUAACACAAAGCAUCUUCCUUUCGCCU